Morone saxatilis (striped sea-bass) is the source of this 957-nucleotide messenger RNA. RefSeq names its product ribosome biogenesis protein NOP53-like. The transcript has 7 exons. Lineage: Eukaryota; Metazoa; Chordata; Actinopteri; Moronidae. The record is from RefSeq and is a predicted model, not a curated record. Gene Ontology annotation, biological process: ribosomal large subunit assembly; rRNA processing. Gene Ontology annotation, molecular function: 5S rRNA binding. Bases 1 to 957 code for a protein of 318 amino acids. Gene Ontology annotation, cellular component: nucleolus.
AUGCGGUGUGAGCUUCAUGGAAUGGGUUUCCAUGGCCGAGCAGCUGCAUGCAAGCCUUACAUCACCAAGUCCAAUGCCAAGCGUCGGAUGGAGUGGUGUGAAGCGCAUCGUCACUGGACUGUGGAGCAGUGGAAACAUGUUCUGGGGAGUGACGAAUCACGCUUCUCUGUUUGGCUGUCAGGUGGUCGAGUCUGGGUUUGGCAGAUGCCGGAAGAACGUUACCUGCCUGACUGCAUUGUGCCAACUGUGAAGUUUGGUGGACUAGGCCCCUUAUCUCCAGUGAAGGGUUAUUCAUCCCUUCUGCUUUUACCCCCCAGUGUGCUGGCCUAUCAGCAACCUAAUGCCAAGAAACUCCGUCGCAUCGCCCAGAAGGCUGAGCAGCUGGAAGCCAAAGGCGUGGUGCCACGGAGGCAGAAACAGCUGCUGAACAGACGGCCGGUCAACAGGACGGCCAAGAAGGCAGUGACAGAGGCCAACAACAACCCAGACAGAGACUAUUAUGACAUAUGGGGGCAAGAGUCUAAAGAUCAAGGUGACUCCUGGUACCUUCAACAGACGGGCAAGAAGCGUGUCAAGCGUCCAGAGAAGCUGAAUGAGAAGCCGUCUGUGCUUCCCGCUGUGGAGGUGAUUGCUCCUGGAGGAUCCUACAACCCAGACUUCUUCUCCCAUCAGGCCUUGCUGCAGGAGGCCCACGAGGUGGAGGUCAAGAGACAAAAGGAGGAAGAUAAAAUACAGAGACAGCUGGCUGUCAACAGAGAAGACACAGCAACAGAGGAGACGAUCUUGAGAGAGCAGGUAGAAGGCCUGGUAGAAGAGGAGAAUGAAGAAGAGGCACCUCCUAAUGAGGAAGAGGAGGACGUGGCAGUGGGAGCCAUCUCACUGGCAGACAAGAAGACUGAAAGGCAGAGGAAGAAAGAGAGGGCUGACAAAAUUAAGUUUCAUGUCUCCGCACAGUGA